Capsicum annuum is the source of this 2115-nucleotide messenger RNA. RefSeq lists its product as uncharacterized. Lineage: Eukaryota; Viridiplantae; Streptophyta; Magnoliopsida; Solanales; Solanaceae. Bases 1324 to 2115 code for a protein of 263 amino acids. The transcript is spliced from 3 exons. The record is from RefSeq and is a predicted model, not a curated record.
UAGAAGUAAAAGUACAAUUCAAGAAAAAGGAAAGUACAGUGCUUACCCACAUUUUGACUCUAGAAACUUCAUCUUCUCUCUAUUUUGCACAUAGUUUUCUCUGUUAAAUUUUUACAAUCUAAAAUUAAUAUUAGUGAUUAUGCAUUCUAAGUUUGUUUGUUGAUGAGAUAUGGAGGAUGUUGAUUUUUUUUUCUAGUAAUUUAAGCAUGUCAAUUUUUGGGCAGUCAUUGAGGUAUGUAUAAUUAUGGGUUUUCCAGCAGAGUUUUGACAAUUAGGAUAAAAAUAAGGUUAAAACAGCAUAGUUUACUCCUACAUUAAGGCAGUAGUUUAUAUUUGUGUAUUUCAGUCAAUAUAGUCUUAGCAAGAUCGUCGAUAUUUUAUUCGAGGAAACAUGUAUAUUUUUGUAUUUGAUACAUGAGGUAAAUUAUUUGAUCUAUUUUGCAUGUCGAUGUACUACAAAAAUAAAGAAAGAAAAUGAAGUUCAUGAUUUUUUUAUUUUUUUUUUGUAAUAUCUAUUUUGAAAAAUUAUUUUUCAUGGUUUUAUUUUUCAUGGUUUUAUUUUUCAUAAAUAAAUUAUUGAUUAUAUGCUUAAUAUUUAUUGUUGAAUUUCGUGAGCAUAUUAGAGCUUGUGUAUCCUAUUAAUAAUUAUUGAUUAUUUAAUCUGAAGCUUGUAGGUUUUGAUGAGAGUUACAACUUGUUUAUGAGUUAAUUUGAGCUGAAAUUUGGGUUGUUAAUUGUAUUUUUUAAACUUGAUUUGGUUGUGUGGUUAAGGUGUUUCUCAGAAAGUCAGAAUCUUGAUUAACUGACUGUUUUUUUGUAUCAUAUGUUAAGUAACGUAUUUUUGACUUCUCAGGGUACAAAACUUGAAAGUUUAGAGAUCAAGCAUUUUGUUCUUGUCCAUGGAGGCAGUUUUGGUGCGUGGUGUUGGUACGAAACUACAACUCUACUCAAAGAAACAGGAUAUCAAGUUGAUGCCGUAGAUUUAACUGGCUCUGGUGCUCAUUAUUUUGACUUCAACAAUAUUAUCACAUUCUCCAAAUACGUAAAACCACUCACUAAUUUUAUUGAAAAUCUACCUGAUGGCAGAAAGGUCAUCUUGGUUGGCCACGAUAUUGGAGGCAAUUGUGUCUCUUAAGAAAUGAAGCUGCAUCGAUCAAAAGUCUCUAAAGUUUUUGUAUGCAAAUGGCAAGAAUCAUCCUCCCACUGCAAUUGACUAUGACAAAUCAUUGUUGAAAGAUGUAAUGUUCAUUGAAACCACUGCUAAGGAACUAUGGCAUUGGAAAAGGUGUCCAUCAUUCAUGGCUGCCAUAAUGGAUAUGAAACAUGAUCUUAGUAGCCGAAUGGAGAGAAUGGAAAAAAAUAAUGGACCGAGUGGAAGGAAGAAUGGAAGGGACGGAAAGCUCUCUGUGCAAGGAAUUGGAUAACUUGAUAGAGAAUCCAAGCCUUCCUAAUCAAGUUCCUGUGAGUGGACAUGCUACACAUGAGUUACAAGGUAGUCAAACUAACUCUUGUACUCUAGGGAAUGAGGCUAGUAGCCAACUAAGUGUGAAUGAUAGUUUGUCUUUAGGUGAGCCAAAUGUGCCUCCAUUUGGUGAUGAUAAUGUACAACUUGAGAUUGUGGAUACACUAGUUGAUCCAUCUAGUGUUGAGGCCAUUGUGGCAAGUGAUAGUACAUUGUCUUAUGGAAGUCAUGAAGACCAACUUGCGUGUGAAAAUAGUGAUGUUGAACAUGUUGGCCAAUUGACUAUGGAUGACCCUCUAGUUGUUUUUGUUGUAGACCAUGCUAGUAUAGAGGGGAUAUAUGAUUGUACUAAUGGUAGUAUUGGGAAAAGGAAAGGCAUCCUAAACCCAUGUCCAUGGACACUCCACCCAUUUGAUCCUGGUGAUCAUUUGAAGUAUAGUGAUGAAGAUGUCUUUUGGAAUGACUUGAAUGUGCAUGGGAUUUAUGGCCUUCCUAUCUCGUUUUUCAAGCCUACUUGUUGUUCCAAGAAAAGUCUAUGUUUUCCACUUGAUGAGCAACUCUUGUUCCUUGUUUCUUGUCACACUUAUGUGGAUAGACUAGUUGACUCUUUCUUGGGAGGGUAUUCGGGUAAGAGGGAGUUUGGGUGUAUGUGA